AUGCAGCGGCAGCAGCCCCGCGGCGGCGAGGAGGACUGCGGGGAUUCGGGAGCCGAGACGGGCGGGUCUGAGUACAGCCGCAUGUCCUCUACCAGCAGUGAACUUUCUGUGGAAGACAUACAGGACCCAUUCCUUGUCAGUGUACAUAUUAUCACAGACCCCGGUGAAUCCAAGACUCUUCAGCAAGCGAUCGAUAAGCUUCUGGCCUGGAUCCAUCCAGAACUCCAGCUGUUUCGAGUCUCAGAAAGACGUGUGUCCAAGAAGCAAAGGAAGCCAGAUAAAGCUGGUGUUUCCCAGCCAGCCCUCGCUGUCAUUCUGUUUCUGCAAGAGGAAUAUGGAGAAGAACCCAUCUUGCAACUCCACGAAACCUUUCAGCGGCCACCUUGGCAUUACCACCACACAGAGCGAGUGCAUGGGAAGUUCCUCCCUUACAUGCCAUGCAGCCAGGACUUUUACACUUUGGCUCCAGAGACUCCUCUGUGGGCUAUUCGUCCAGUGCAUUAUGGAAAGGAAAUUAUCCGCUUCACAAUAUACUGCAGAAAUGAAAACUUUGUUGAUAUUUUGAAGUUUUAUGAGUUAAUACUGAAAAGACCAGUAUGUCAGAAAAAAGCAGACUUUUGUGUUUUUCCUGUCUAUUCUAACAUGGAAAUAGACAUCCAGUUUUCUUUAAAAAAGCUUCCAAAGGGCCACACGCCAAUGCCAACUGAGUCAGCGGUGUUGGAGUUCAGAGUGAAAGAUGUUGGACAGCUUGUUCCUCUCCUGCCCAACCCUUGCAGCCCAAUCAGUGAAGGCAGAUGGCAGACUGAAGAUCAUGAUGGAAAUAGGAUCCUUUUGCAGCAAGCACGCAGUUGGUGUAGGAAGUCUGCAAAGCAGAACAAGCAUCCAUAUCCAUCUGUGUCAACAGAUUCCCACUUCACCACUUUGCCAGGCUUUCAUCCUCAGAGCCACCAAUCUGUCCCUGAACCGCCAAAAGAAAUGAGUCAGAACAAGGUGCAUCAUGCAAAUGGCCUUGGCCAUUAUCUUGGUUUCUCCCAGCAGGACCUCAGACACAGUGAUCAAGAAGACUUCACACGCAGAUCCAGCAGUGCCUCCAGCAUUUUGUGGUCAUUUCAACGAAGCAAGUCUCUGUUCUGCUUGCCUACAGUGAGUUCCUCCUCAGCCUCAGAGAAUGCUCAUUUCAGAGAAGCGUUUCAGUUUUUAAAUAGUGAGUCACCUGCAACCAGGUUAAAAACAUGGAGAUGCAGCCCUAGGCUUAACAUUGAUGACUUGGAGGAUGCACAGGAGACUGAUGUGGACACAGGGAGGAAGCUGUCUUUCUCAGAUCUGUCUGUGGUCUCUGCAUACUCUGCCCUUAACAGAUUUUGCAAUGACUUGGAAGCCUCUCUUCCGCCAUGGAAGCAAGCCUGCAGAACGAGUGCAAAGGCUUCUACCAGUGGAAGGCCUGUAUCCUCCGUGUGCAGUACCUUUGAUCCCAUGGAUGGUUCGCUGCCAUCUCUCUCUGAGUGGCCAUCCAGCUCAUUCAUGGCAACGUCUCUCUCUAAGCAGCCCAAACAGUCUUCAAGAACAGCCCCUUGUUCCCUUGAUGAUUGUGGUAGCAUUUUCCCAGUUUUACCAACUAAUGACGAAGAAUUUUACAUCUGAGGUUUCUCUGUCUCACACCUUCUGGGACAAAUUUCUUUUUGUGAUGACUGGGCCCUACUUGAGCUUACAGGAUUUUUCUCAUGGAAGAGAAGGUGAUGCAGAGAAGUAUGCUAGAUGUUUGAAGAAAGCUCCUGGAUCCCUCAAGAGAUGAAUGUUCCCAAAGAAUGUACCAUAAAGCAGUCUGAGCUGGUGCCCAGUACCUCUGCAUGGGGGGAGAUGAUCUGCACAAAGGCUUUUCCGUUCCAGUGCAGGGCAGAGGGUUCCUAUGACUGACCCUUAGACUGUUGGUGAACAAAAUUCCAGAAAAGAUGCGUAAUAAUCCAAUUCUCCUUGAUACAAACUGAAGAGUAAUUUGUGACACCAAACUGCUUUAAAUUUUCGGAGAAAUUCCCUUAACUCAGAAAGAUGGGAGUACAAAGAGAUCUUCUUUUCUGCUUGCAAGUUCCAAAGGUAGCUAUAAGGAUGCAUGUCCCAGUAGCGUGUCUCCAAUAGGCUCAGAGAAGCCUGUGAGGUUGCCCAUCAUUCUGUCUAAUAUCUGAGAGUUUACACUGCUGGGAAGAAAGAAGCUCCAUUCCUUCCACAGGGAAGAGGAAGCUCCACUGGAUAUCUUUGCUUUGACUGUACAGAGAGUGCCAAACUGGAAAUUUGAUGUAACUUUUUCUACUCAUCUGCACAUGCAACCCGUUCUUUCCAGCUGGGACUGUAGUCUGAACUGCUUUAUAUAAGCCAGUGGUAAUUCAAGUAAACAAUAUUUACUACCUCUAACUCAGACAAUUCAGAGUUUACCUUUUUGGAAUACAAAGCAAGGAAAAUA
This is a messenger RNA of Centrocercus urophasianus (Greater sage-grouse), 2455 nucleotides long. RefSeq names its product family with sequence similarity 124 member A (gene FAM124A). NCBI's taxonomy places the organism in Eukaryota, Metazoa, Chordata, Aves, Galliformes, Phasianidae. The record is from RefSeq and is a predicted model, not a curated record. The transcript is spliced from 4 exons. The coding region runs from base 1 to 1641 and encodes 546 amino acids.